Molecule: messenger RNA, 1366 nt
Organism: Terrapene triunguis (Three-toed box turtle)
Lineage: Eukaryota; Metazoa; Chordata; Testudines; Emydidae
Product: C2 calcium-dependent domain-containing protein 4C-like
Exons: 1
Coding region: 40-1320 (426 amino acids)
Source: RefSeq, a predicted model, not a curated record
CUCCUGUACGAUAGCUGUGUGGUUCACAAACUGUUACUGAUGUUGUGCCUGGAGAAACUCAGCAAGGCUUCAGAGCCAAUCGUGUUGGGAAAAGAAGGAGUUUGGUGCUGGAAUAGAGCCCGGAAGGCAACAGUUGCUUCUCCCAACAUCUUAACCCCAGACAGGAUUCCAGAAUUCUGCAUCCCACCCAGAUUGAUUAGCUCCCACUCUGCAAGGGAUCCCAGCUCCCGCAUCCAGUCCUAUGCAGAGACCAACCUGUACCCUCAUUGUGAACCUGUUCACAACCCCAGCACACAGCUGCCACAUAUCCUCUCAACUGAAAUUGCUAAUAACUUCAUUUCAAUGGAAGAAAGCACCAACUCAGACCCACAGUCACAGGCAGCACUUUCCCUGCUCCAUUUCCCCAAGGUGCAGACCUCCUAUGGAUUCUGCACUUUGCUGGAGAGUCCCCAUACCCGAAGAAAGGAGAGUAUUUUCCACAGUGACCCAUGCAGCUGUUCUAUGUCCUGUCUACUGUUGCUUCCAAGUUCCAGAAUCUGCUGCAAAGGAGUAGAUUCCAGCAUCGUCAGCUCUACCGCCACCAGACUCCCUUCUAGGCAUCCACACCUGCCAAGACAAGACACUUGUGACUGUGAUACUGCUUCCUCCACUGACUCUUCCCCUUUCACCUCCUCACUUCUCAAAAGAUUCCUUCCCAGAUCCUGCUCUUUAUUUACAAUCCAGAGCCCAGAGGGACUGCUCUGCAGGGCUUUAAAGGCAGAAAGCAAAUCCAGAAUGCUAAGGGAGAACUUAUCCACAGAUGAAGACAGCUCCACAGACGACAGCCCCAAUCCCAAUAGACGGUCUUUGGCAAGUUUAUGCGAGUGCUCAAGCACACAAAGCUCUUCUGGGUCACAGUCACCCAUCUUUCCCCAGGAUUUUACUAAUGGCAGAGAGAGACUUAGAAAUGUGUGUACAGUGUUUCUUGAUAGAAGAGGAAUCUUGAGACUGUCCGCUGACUACUGUCCUGAAAGCAGAAGGCUUAGACUGUGUCUGAUAAGUGCUGAAGGCUUAUAUGAUGUAUUUAUGGAACCUAAAAGGAUUAACUGUUGCAUCACCAUCUCUCUUGUGCCAGGGAAAGUUCAGAAACAAAGAAGCACUGUUAUAAAGAGAAGCAGAAAUCCCAUCUUUAAUGAGGACUUCUUCUUUGAUAGUAUUUCUAAGGAUGAUCUUCACAGACGAUCAAUCAAGAUAAAAGCUGUGAAUAAAGCAUCUACUAUGAAGAGAGAUUAUAUUUUAGGUAAAAUUGAACUUUGUUUAUUGAAUAUGGUGCCUAUCUGAGGGGCACAGGAAAGCAAUAUAAGUCUAGUCUAUUUUGAGCUAGGUA